Poecilia latipinna (sailfin molly) is the source of this 2994-nucleotide messenger RNA. Its product is annotated as thyroid receptor-interacting protein 6. The transcript is spliced from 11 exons. Bases 254 to 1942 code for a protein of 562 amino acids. Gene Ontology annotation, cellular component: stress fiber; focal adhesion. NCBI's taxonomy places the organism in Eukaryota, Metazoa, Chordata, Actinopteri, Cyprinodontiformes, Poeciliidae. Gene Ontology annotation, biological process: cell-cell adhesion. The record is from RefSeq and is a predicted model, not a curated record.
AACAACGCUUCAGCGAACACUGAGGAUAUUCCGGAUAACUUUUACUAACCUGUGGAGGUUUAAAUUGAGAUGUAGGCCGCGUUUGUGUGGCAGGUUUCGGGGCGGUGGGUGUCGGUUGCCGCAUUGUUUCCUCUUCGGUCGUGUUGAAAGUUAGCCCGGGGGCAAGGCACAAGCUCCGCUCGACUUCAUAACACGAUGAGGCCAAGAGAAAGAGGAAUGUAGAGUUGCGAUAAAAAGAUCCCAGGUUCCUGCCAUGUCCGGUCCCACCUGGCUGCCGCCGAGGACUCUGGACAGCCCAGAGCGAUCCGUCCCCCAGAUGUCCCACUCUGCAGGACCACCCAUCUACCAAACCGUCAACAAGAAGGGCGUGGCCGACUUCAGGCCCAAAUACGCUCCCUAUGACCAGAACGGAGGAGCGGGGAUGACCAGCAGGUACAUGGCGACUGGACCCACAGGUGGGCCCGUUCACCACUCCACUGAUCACUACUACUCCCCCCCUCUCGGCCCCAAAGACGACCGAGGCUGGAGCGCUCACAUGGACGGCUACGACAUGAUGCACCGUGGCUCUGAAAAACCCGCCAACUACCACUCCAAGAUCGACGCCGACAUCGACUCCCUCACCAGUAUGCUGGCCGAUCUGGACAGCCACCCGCAGGACGCCGCCAACCAGCUCUACGACAACGUGCCUUACAACAAAUACAUCUCAGGGGAUACCUACAAGUCUGCGCACCAGAGCGCAGCCCCCGCUCCAGGUCGGCCGUUUGCGGGCUACAGCUCUCACCCCCAGAGCGCGUACCACCCGGGCCCUCCGUAUCCCGGCGAGCACGCGGCCCCCCAGUACUCCCACCAGCAGGACUUCUACUCCACCUCCACCCCGAAGCCGUACCCGCAGCCCGUCCCGGCCUCCUACACCACCGCCUCCACCCCCACGGGGCCCAGGUUCAGCGUGCAGGUCAAGACGGCGCAGCCCGUCACCUACUCGCAGACGGGGCGGCAGGCGGAGCAGGCUUACACCCCGCCGCCUCCCCGGCAGCACGCGUCGCCGCGGCCCCCGACCCAGACGGGUCAGCAGGGCUGGUACCCGCCGCACCCGGCCUCGCAGGUCCAGGAGCUGCACUCUGAGGGGGGCUACAAGGGCAGCAGCAACCCGGGGUCCGGCGGAAGAGGCAACCAGGUUCCCCUGUCGAAGAGAGGGAUAGAGAAGACCCAGACGGCGCAGACGCCUUCCUAUCAGUCCAGCAAGCAGGGGGCAGCACCAUCGAGGCCUGAGGAGGAGCUGGACCGGAUCACCAAGAAGCUGGUUUACGAUAUGAACCACCCGCCUGCAGAGGACUAUUUCGGUCGCUGCGCUCGCUGCGGGGACAACGUGGUGGGUGACGGCAGCGGCUGCAUCGCCAUGGAGCAGGUGUUCCACGUGGAGUGCUUCACGUGCAUCACCUGCCACGCCCGGCUGCGGGGCCAGCCGUUCUACGCCCUGGACAAGAAGAGCUACUGCGAGAAAUGUUACAUCAGCACGUUGGAGCGCUGCUCUAAAUGCUCAAAGCCCAUCCUGGACCGGAUCCUGCGGGCCAUGGGGAAGGCUUACCACCCUCGCUGCUUCACCUGCGUGGUCUGCAGCUGCUGCCUGGACGGCGUGCCGUUCACCGUCGACGCCACGUCUCAGAUACACUGCAUAGACGACUUCCACAGGAAGUACGCCCCUCGCUGCUCUGUUUGCGGCGAGCCCAUCAUGCCCGAACCGGGCCAGGAGGAGACGGUCAGGAUCGUAGCUCUGGACCGCAGCUUCCACGUUCACUGCUAUGUUUGUGAGGAAUGCGGCCUCCUGCUGUCGUCCGAAGGUGAAGGCCGAGGCUGCUACCCGCUGGAUGGACACAUCCUGUGUAAGAGCUGCAGCGCCCGACGCAUCCAGGACCUGUCGGCCAAAAUCUCCACCGACUGCUAACGGAGCUCCUAACGUUUUCAGCCUCCUCUUUGACGCACCCAGACCCAGUCGGCGCGUUGAGAGCGGCACAAACGCGUCGCCGUGGCGUUCAGACAUCGUUAUUGUCCCCCCUCCCCUCCUCACCCGUCUCCUUUGUUGUUACCGACAGUCGGUAUUGCAGUGAAAUCACACCGUUUUUGUCGCUCUUGGUGCACCGUUGAUCAUGUUUAGCUCAGAUUAGUACGACGGUGGCCUGACCUGCAGGCAGCUUGGGCUCCACUCUCCUUGUUUUGUUUUGUUUGUUUUUUUCCAUUUCGGUACAAAUUCUAACUCAGUUUUAGCAUAUUAUCACCUCAUGGGACUCGCACACAUUAUGAUAAUCAGAAAAAAACCCUACAUUUUUGUAAAACAAAAAAAACCACAAUCGAAGUACUGAAAUGCCUCACAGUUUAAAAGCACAGAGUACAACGUAAUACUGUGACUGUACAUAUCGCACUGGUUUGGUUUGUAGCCUUUAGAGCAGUGAAUUUUUUUUUGCUGUGAAGUAAUUAACCUCAUAGUGCGAGAAAUGUAGACGAGACGAAUGUGCAGUUUAAAAGCAACCAGUUUUCACUCCUUAAGCUUCUGUAGAACCCUGAAACGCUCCGGGUCGGAUUGUUUGCCCUCGCAGGAUGGCAUCAUUUAGCUCCUAAAGUGAUCUUGAAUGUUUUAAGGAAAGACACUAAGGUUUUUUUUUUGUGUGUGUGUGUGUGUGUGUGUGUGCGUGUGUUUGACGUUGUUUUUGUUGAUGCUUUUUGCCUGUUACGUUAGAAAUGGAGGUGCAAUGGCAAAUGCUUCUGUCUUCCAAAGGAAGCAGGGCGAAGGUCACGUCUCUAAAGCCUCACGAGUUGAACGAUGUGCCAUUAAGAGCAAAAACCCGCUCGUCUAAAACUAUUUCUACAGAAAUGUUAAAAUUAUACCCAAUUUAUAGGGGUUGAAGUGUGUUUUUUUUUUUUUUUUCUUUUUUAGGAUUGAUAUAAAAGUUAAUCAAGAACUUAUUUCUCCCUCAAAAAAGACUUUAUUCCAGGACUAAA